AACAAUUCAACGAUGGAUGUUGUCAAGGCCGUACAGGGCUAUCUGACCAAGAUGACCAUGGAAGUAUCUGGUAUGAAGGUUCUUUUACUAGACAAGGAAACGAUGCCAAUUAUCUCUGUUGUUGUUACCCAGUCGCAGUUGCUUUCGCGUGAAAUUUAUCUCAUUGAUCGGAUAGAGAACCGUACCAGGGAGAAGAUGAAGCAUCUUAAAUGUGUCAUGUUUCUGCGCUCAUCUGCAAAUUCCGUGCAGUGCUUGAUUGAAGAACUUCGAGAUCCAUGUUAUGGUGACUAUUAUUUAUAUUUCUCCAAUUCGCUUCAAAAAUCCGUGAUUGAGCGACUGGCAGAAGCAGAUACACACGAAGUGGUUCGUGAGGUUCAGGAAUACUAUGCCGACUUUUUAGCAAUCAGCUCUGAUUUUUUUUCUUUGAACGUCACUGGACCAGACUACUCGUUGUUUGUAGAAAACUCUUCGUCAUGGGAUCCCACUUCACUUUCUCGAACAACAGAAGGAUUGGCAUCUAUUCUGCUGGCUCUGAAAAAAAAGCCUUUGAUUAGAUAUGAGAGGAACUCGGCGCUUGCUCGAAAGCUUGCUGCUGAACUAACUUACACAAUUCAAAACGAAGGGCCAUUGUUUGAUUUUCGUCGUCCAGAUACCCCGCCUAUUUUGCUCAUUGUUGAUAGAAGAAACGACCCAAUAACUCCUUUACUAUGCCAAUGGACUUAUCAAGCUCUUGUUCACGAGUUGCUAGGCAUCACUAAUGGUCGUGUAGAUCUCACAGACGUUCCAGAUAUUCGUCCCGAAAUGAGAGAAAUUGUUCUUUCCCAAGAGCAUGAUCCUUUUUACAGCAAAAACAUGUACCUCAAUUUGGGAGAUCUUGGCGCCAACAUUAAAAACUAUGUGGAUGAUUUUCAGCAAAAGCACAAUUCAACCAAAAACAUCGAGUCGAUUUCUGACAUGAAGAAAUUUGUCGAGGAUUAUCCCGAGUUUCGUAAACUAUCUGGAAAUGUAUCAAAGCAUGUUACACUUGUCAGUGAGUUGACGAAACGGGUUGGUAGAAAGAAGUUGUUGGAAGCAAGUGAGUUGGAGCAAAGUUUAGCAUGUACAGAAAAUCAUUCUGCAGAUCUCAAGACGCUACAAUCCAUAAUCAAUGAUGGCACAAUCGAGGAAGAUGUAAAACUGCGACUUGUUAUGCUUUAUGCGCUUAGGUAUGAAAAGUUUCCCAAUAAUGCUCUUUCUACAUUGACCAAUCUAUUGCGCAAUAGUGGUGUGAGUGACAAAAAAAUAAUGUGCAUUCCUGGAAUUCUACAGUUUGCUUGUAGCGACCAGCGACUGGAAGAUUUACUUUCAAACAGCGAUAUUCUUUCUCGCACUAAAAACGUGUUUAAAGGACUAAAGGGAGUUGAAAAUGUCUACACUCAACACACACCGCAGAUUGUAAAUACUCUCUCUGAUGCCAUCAAGGGAAAACUCAAAGACCAAAAUUAUCCUUUUCAUGAAGGGUACACACGAGACAAACCUCAAGAUAUGAUUGUGUUUUUUAUUGGCGGUUCUACAUACGCCGAAGCUCGUGAAAUCGCAAAGUUGAAUGCAGCUAAUCCCGGCGUGCGCAUUAUUCUUGGUGGAACCAGUAUCCAUAACUCCAAAAGUUUUGUUGGUGAGGUGAUGGACUCUGUCAACUCCUGGUCUGCUUCCGGUAAGGACACUGACAAAGAUUCCCCGCCAUUCCAAGGCACAAAUGUACAGCGAACAGCUCGAGUGGUUUGAGUUGGUUGAUCAGUUUUUCCUAUUUAUCCAUUCACUCAUUUCCGAGGCUCCAUAUUGUGGAUUUUACUUUUUCAGUUUUUAAAUAUAAUCUUGUGAUGUUCACUUAUUCUGAC
Batrachochytrium dendrobatidis JAM81 is the source of this 1877-nucleotide messenger RNA. RefSeq lists its product as uncharacterized. Gene Ontology annotation, cellular component: Golgi membrane. Gene Ontology annotation, biological process: intracellular protein transport; vesicle-mediated transport. The record is from RefSeq and is a predicted model, not a curated record. NCBI's taxonomy places the organism in Eukaryota, Fungi, Chytridiomycota, Chytridiomycetes, Rhizophydiales. The coding region runs from base 13 to 1764 and encodes 583 amino acids. The transcript has 9 exons.